Messenger RNA from Bombyx mori (domestic silkworm), 1208 nucleotides. RefSeq names its product JAB-MPN domain protein (gene CSN5). The record is from RefSeq and is marked provisional. Gene Ontology annotation, cellular component: cytoplasm; COP9 signalosome. Gene Ontology annotation, molecular function: deNEDDylase activity; protein binding; metallopeptidase activity. NCBI's taxonomy places the organism in Eukaryota, Metazoa, Arthropoda, Insecta, Lepidoptera, Bombycidae. Gene Ontology annotation, biological process: protein deneddylation.
GGUUCAAUCAAUACAGUUCCGAAAUAAAAAAAAUCUCACAUUGUAUUGUGAUUCAGCUUAACUUAUAUUCUGAAUAUUAUUUUAUCACACACAAUGGCAUCAACAAGUGCCGAUGCACAAGCAUCUAUUGCUCAGAAAACUUGGGUGAUGGCGAAUAACAUUGAAACCGUUUCGAACGUUGAUGAUAUAUAUCGAUACGACAAGAAACAACAACAGGAUAUCCUCGCCGCUAAACCAUGGGAGAAAGACCCACAUUUCUUCAAAGACAUAAAGAUAUCAGCUCUUGCAUUGCUGAAGAUGGUGAUGCAUGCAAGAUCUGGUGGCACACUGGAGGUCAUGGGACUAUUACUUGGUAAAGUGGACGCAAAUACUAUGAUAGUAAUGGAUUCAUUCGCGCUGCCAGUUGAGGGGACUGAAACACGUGUGAAUGCUCAAGCACAAGCAUAUGAAUACAUGACUGCGUAUAUUGAGGCUGCCAAGCAGGUUGGACGUCAUGAAAAUGCCAUUGGUUGGUAUCACAGCCACCCUGGGUAUGGUUGUUGGCUGUCAGGUAUUGACGUGUCAACACAAAUGCUCAACCAGAACUUCCAGGAGCCUUUUGUGGCCAUCGUCAUUGAUCCAGUGAGAACAAUCUCAGCUGGUAAAGUUUGUCUUGGGGCAUUCAGGACUUAUCCUAAGGGUUACAAACCAGCAAAUGAAGAACCUUCAGAAUACCAAACUAUUCCUCUCAAUAAAAUUGAAGACUUUGGAGUGCACUGCAAACAAUAUUACUCAUUGGAGGUCUCAUAUUUCAAAUCAUCUCUGGACAGAAGACUUUUGGAUUCUCUUUGGAAUAAGUACUGGGUUAAUACUCUCAGCAGUUCGAGUUUGAUAACGAAUGCUGAUUAUACAACUGGUCAGAUAUUUGAUCUUUCAGACAAACUAGAGCAGAGUGAAGUGUGUUUAGGUCGUGGAGCAUUCGUAGUUGCCGGCGCGGAUCCCCACGAGAAGCGCACUGAGGACAAACUGGGUAAAGCUACAAAAGACGCCUGCAAGACUACCAUCGAAGUUAUACACGGACUGAUGGCACAGAUGAUCAAAGAUAGACUUUUCAACAGCGUGUGCGGACGCCAAGCUGCUCCCACACCUAUGAUCGAGUGAAUGACAUUUAUUAUAUCGUGAAUUUUUUUUUGUAACCUCUCACUUUAGAAUAAAAAUGUAAUACGCGA